This is a messenger RNA of Cydia pomonella (codling moth), 13387 nucleotides long. RefSeq names its product muscle calcium channel subunit alpha-1 (gene Ca-alpha1D). The record is from RefSeq and is a predicted model, not a curated record. Gene Ontology annotation, biological process: calcium ion import across plasma membrane. The transcript has 48 exons. The coding region runs from base 908 to 7162 and encodes 2084 amino acids. Gene Ontology annotation, cellular component: voltage-gated calcium channel complex; membrane. Gene Ontology annotation, molecular function: high voltage-gated calcium channel activity. Lineage: Eukaryota; Metazoa; Arthropoda; Insecta; Lepidoptera; Tortricidae.
AUGAUACGAAUGUUCCAUCAUGAAGUUCCAGUUCAUAUCUUCCGGCUCCAUCAUCAGAUCAGUUCGACAGUACCAUAUUAUUGUAUUGUUAUCAGAACUACAUGUGUUUUUCGUGUUUUUAUUUCUAUGUACAAUAAAGUAUAUACAUACAUACAUACUACAUACAGCUGCCAAUUUUCAUGACGCUACGAUCCUUGGAAGAUGGUUAAAUUAGUUACCUUAGAUUCCAUUACAUAGUUACAUAAAAGUCGACCUAAUAAAAAAGCGUGUUAAAAAAUGCGAGUAAAUAACCUAAAAAUUACUUUCCUUAAAAAAUAUAUAUUGUAGACAUUACAUUACAUGACAAAUAAGGAUGCGUGCACUCUCGAAAAUAAUUCAUCGUCCAAAAUGAGGUCAUGAAUAGCUCUGAAGUCCGUCAUUUUUGUGCAUUGCGCGCGCACCCGACUGACUUGAAGUUGGCUCAGAGGUUGCGCGCGCCAGUCCGCCCAGCCGUCUUCGACCAUCUCGCGUAGAAAAAUAAAAAUAAAAAAAUAAAAAGCGGAAUCAAGGCGUGUUCGAAAUUCAAACAGUUCAAUUUUCAAACAGUUUUUUUUUAUAUCAAAACAUGGCUGUGGUUGUGAUACGUGAACUGCCGACAUAGUGCACAAUAUGUUUCGCUGUGGAGACGGGACUUAGGUUUUAGAUUUAUUCUUGUGUUUGUGUGUAAAUAGUAAAGUGGUGUGAAUUAACUGUUUUUACUGUACACGACCCUUUGGGACCAAACGAACAGACACAGCGACCUAUACAAUAACCUGUACUUUUAGUCCGAGCCCUAUUAUACACCUCACCCUGAUCCUUUACCCGCCACUUCGGUACUUGGAUAAUGUUCGUGGAAGGCAUGACUGCACCUGACAUUUAAUAGGCAACCAUGAGCGCCCCAGAACCGGAGCCAGUCCCGGCGGCCCCUGCCGGGACCCCGGCGGACCCUCCCGAGCCCGACGGGCCCCUGAUCCCGGUCCCCGCGCCCCGCAAGGCCGCCCGGAGAGGCCCUAAAGUCCUGCAGGAGAGGCCGAAACGCGCGCUCUUUUGUCUCACGCUCAAGAAUCCAAUUAGGAAGGUCUGCAUCGAUAUUGUUGAGUGGAAACCGUUCGAAUGGAUGAUCCUGACCACCAUCUUCGCCAACUGCAUCGCGCUGGCGGUGUUCACACCCUACCCCAACAGCGAUUCCAACUACACCAACUCUGUUCUGGAGAAAAUCGAAUACGUGUUCCUGGUCAUUUUCACGGGGGAGUGCUUGAUGAAGAUCUUCGCGUACGGGUUUGUGAUGCACGCCGGCUCUUAUCUGAGGAAUGGAUGGAACUUGCUGGAUUUCACCAUCGUCGUUAUUGGAAUGGUGAGCACGGUGCUGUCGAGUAUAUUCAAAGAUGCGUUCGACGUGAAGGCGCUGCGGGCGUUCAGAGUGCUCCGACCUCUGAGACUUGUUUCUGGUGUUCCAAGUCUCCAGAUCGUGCUGAACUCCAUCCUGAAAGCGAUGAUCCCGCUGCUCCACAUCGCGCUGCUGGUCAUUUUCGUCAUCAUCAUCUAUGCCAUCAUCGGCCUUGAGCUCUUCUCCGGGAAAAUGCACAAGACCUGCUUCCACAAACAUACCAACGAGAUGAUGGACUCCCCCCACCCCUGCGACGUGGACAAUGGUUUCAAUUGCUCCAGCCUGGGCGCCGAGAUGGAGUGCCGUGAAGGCUGGAUCGGGCCCAAUUUCGGCAUCACCAACUUCGAUAACUUCGGGCUAUCUAUGUUGACUGUGUUCCAGUGCAUUACAUUGGAGGGGUGGACCGAAGUCAUGUAUAAUAUUCAAGAUGCGAUGGGCAACAGCUGGGAGUGGAUUUAUUUCGUGUCGAUGGUCAUAUUGGGAGCUUUUUUCGUAAUGAACCUAAUUCUCGGUGUGUUGUCUGGAGAAUUUUCUAAAGAGAGAGAAAAAGCGAAAAACAGGGGAGACUUCCAAAAACUUCGCGAGAAGCAGCAACUAGAAGAGGACUUGAAGGGCUACCUCGACUGGAUCACGCAGGCAGAGUACUUGGAGCCUUUGGCGGAUCAGAACGACACUGCAGACCAGUUGAGAGAGUAUAGUUUAGGAGCAGGAGCAGCAGAAAACCAUGACUCAUCAGACCAUUUAGGAGUCGAGAUGAGUGAACCACAGAAGAGCUGCCUUUGCAAACUCUGGAAGCAGGACUUCGAUAAGAUCAAUCGAAGAAUGAAGCGUAGCUGUAGGAAAGCAGUGAAAUCGCAGACAUUCUACUGGCUGAUCAUUCUUCUCGUGUUCCUGAACACUGUGGUGUUAGCCAGCGAGCAUUAUCAGCAACCAAGCUGGCUAGAUUUGUUCCAAGAGUACGGGAACGCCUUUUUCGUAGCACUUUUUACUUUAGAAAUGUUAGUCAAGAUGUACAGUCUAGGAUUACAAGGUUACUUCGUGUCGCUGUUCAACCGCUUCGACUGCUUCGUGGUGGUCGGGUCCAUCAGCGAAAUGGUGCUCACGAAGACGGAGGUGAUGCCCCCGCUUGGCAUCUCCGUGCUGCGGUGUGUGCGGCUACUGAGGGUGUUCAAAGUCACCAAAUACUGGCGCUCCCUCUCCAACUUAGUAGCGUCUCUCCUUAACUCCAUCCAGUCCAUCGCCUCGCUGCUGCUACUUCUGUUCCUCUUCAUCAUGAUCUUUGCGCUGCUCGGCAUGCAGGUCUUCGGAGGGAAGUUCAACUAUGAUCCCGUCGAGGAGAAGGAUCGGCACAAUUUCGAUUGCUUCUGGCAGGCGUUGCUGACGGUGUUUCAGAUUCUGACGGGCGAAGACUGGAACGCGGUGAUGUACGAAGGCAUUAAGGCGUACGGCGGCGUGGGCUCCGUCGGCAUCGUCGCCUGCAUCUACUUCAUCAUCCUUUUCAUCUGUGGCAACUACAUCCUACUAAACGUUUUCUUGGCCAUCGCCGUAGACAAUCUUGCAGACGCAGAAUCGUUGACCAACAUUGAAAAGCAGGAAGCGAAUCCCGAUGAGAAAGAAGCCGGUAGUGUAAUAAUCGAUGGUGCACAUGCAGACACUGAUGAUGAAUACAUUCACGACGACGAUGCGUAUACGACGGACAAUUCGGAGCGCGAAUAUGAAGAGACAGGCUCAGAAGAAGGAGAAGACGGAAGAAUCGAGAUAGAGGGUGGAGAGGAAACAGAGAGGAUAGAAGAAGAACAAGAACGGGAAGAAGAGACUAUUCAGAGGAAUCAUAUAGGUUCUAACAAAGAAGGACCCACUGUAACCGUCAUGGAGCUAACACACAAAGAAACAGAACCUAACUAUGCAACAACAGUGAACACAGAAGGCGAGGAGCCAAGAUUGAAGCGAAAGCCGACAACAUCAUCGGCAAGACCAAGGAGGUUGUCUGAAGUCGACAUACACGACUCUAAGAAACCCAUCCCUGACGCUACCUCCUUCUUCAUAUUUACCAAAACCAACAGGUUUCGUGUGUUCUGCUACAAGCUGUCAGCAUCUUCGACCUUCGGGAACAUCAUCCUGAUCUGCAUCAUGUUCUCGUCAGCUAUGCUGGCUGCUGAAGAUCCUUUGGAUGCUCAGCAAAAAGGGUUCAGGAAUUGGCUCCUAAGUCAAUUCGACGUGUUCUUCACGGGCAUCUUCACGCUGGAGCUGUUCCUCAAGCUGGUGACGUACGGGCUGAUCCUGCACGAGGGCGCAUUCCUCCGCUCUGCCUUCAACGUGCUCGACAUGCUCGUCGUCUGCGUGUCGCUCGUCUCCAUGUGCUUUAAAUCAGGAAGUAUAUCAGUGGUGAAGAUAUUAAGAGUGUUCAGGGUGCUGAGGCCACUCAGGGCCAUCAAUAGGGCCAAGGGCCUUAAGCACGUUGUUCAAUGCGUGAUCGUUGCUAUCAAAACAAUCGGGAACAUAUUGUUGGUAACGUCGUUACUGCAAUUCAUGUUCGCCGUCAUGGGAGUACAAAUGUUCAAGGGAAAGUUUUUUAGAUGUAAUGAUAUUUCGAAGAUGACGAAAGCAGAGUGUCAAGGAACAUACCUUGUGUUUGAAAAUCGAAAUUACGUAGUUAGAGAUAGAGAGUGGAAGAGAAAUGAUUUCCAUUUUGACAAUGUUAUGAAAGGGAUGCUGACGCUGUUCACCGUCUCUACGUUCGAGGGAUGGCCUGCGUUGUUGUACGUGUCUAUCGACUCAAACCAAGAGGACCGUGGUCCCAUUACCAACUUCCGUCCAAUCGUUGCAGCCUACUAUAUUAUUUAUAUUAUUAUAAUUGCCUUCUUUAUGGUAAAUAUAUUCGUCGGUUUCGUCAUAGUUACAUUCCAAAACGAGGGAGAGCAAGAGUAUAAAAACUGUGAACUGGACAAGAAUCAGAGGAACUGCAUAGAGUUCGCCCUGAAAGCAAAACCUAUAAGAAGGUAUAUCCCAAAGCAUCGCAUCCAAUACAAAGUGUGGUGGUUCGUCACAUCCCAGCCGUUCGAGUACGCCAUCUUCGUCCUGAUCAUGAUCAACACCAUCACCCUAGCCAUGAAGUACCACAAUCAACCCCUCGAAUACAGCAAAGCUUUGGACAUGCUCAAUAUGAUUUUCACCGCUGUCUUUGCUCUUGAGUUCAUUUUUAAACUCGCUGCCUUUAGGUUUAAGAAUUAUUUUGGAGACGCGUGGAAUACAUUCGACUUUAUCAUCGUACUAGGAAGUAUUAUAGAUAUUGUGGUAUCACAAGUCAACGAGCUCAAAAACCAGGGAAGCGGUUUAACAAAAGCACACAUAAAGGAAACCUCCAUACCAUCGAUCAACUUCUUCCGUUUGUUUCGAGUGAUGAGACUGGUGAAGCUACUGUCGAGAGGGGAGGGGAUCAGGACUCUCCUCUGGACAUUUAUAAAGUCAUUUCAAGCAUUGCCGUAUGUUGCCUUGCUGAUUUUGAUGUUGUUCUUCAUUUAUGCUGUAGUGGGGAUGCAGGUGUUUGGGAAAAUAGCCAUAGACGACGAAACCCCGAUCACUAGAAACAACCACUUCCAGACAUUCCCUCAAGCUAUUCUAGUAUUAUUUCGUUCAGCUACAGGGGAGGCGUGGCAGGACAUCAUGAUGGGGGUGUCUCCGGAGCCGGAAGUGCAGUGUGACGACAACUACGAAGAAGAACCCGGCGAGAACGUCAAUUCCUGCGGCUCCGUGCUUGCCUUUCCCUACUUUAUCUCUUUCUACGUGCUGUGUUCUUUUUUGAUUAUCAAUUUGUUUGUAGCCGUUAUUAUGGACAACUUUGACUAUUUGACCAGAGACUGGUCAAUCCUGGGACCACACCACUUAGAUGAAUUUAUAAGGUUAUGGAGUGAAUACGACCCGGACGCGAAGGGUCGAAUAAAACAUUUAGAUGUAGUUACUUUGUUAAGAAAAAUUAGUCCUCCUUUAGGGUUCGGUAAGCUGUGUCCACACCGCGUGGCCUGCAAGAGACUGGUCUCCAUGAACAUGCCGCUCAACUCCGACGGGACUGUCCUCUUCAACGCCACCCUCUUCGCCGUCGUCAGGACUUCACUGAAGAUCAAAACUGAGGGAAGACGCAAUCAAAAUGUUUCCACGAUAACUCCCAGCAACAUAGAUGACUGCAACACAGAACUAAGAGCGGUCAUCAAGAAGAUUUGGAAGAGAACGUCUCCCAAACUCCUGGACCAGGUUGUUCCACCACCUGGGGACCCGAAUGAGAUCACCGUCGGCAAAUUCUAUGCCACGUUUCUGAUACAGGACUACUUUAGAAGGUUCAAAAAGCGGAAGGAGCAAGAGUUAAGGCAGAACGAUGAAGCUUGUCAUCAGAUGACUCUCCAAGCAGGUCUGAGGACUCUUCAUGAAGCAGGACCUGAGCUGAAAAGGGCUAUAUCAGGGAAUCUUGACGACAUUACAACAGAAUGUGAUGUGCCUAUGCAUAGGAGAAACCACUCAUUAUUUGGAGGCGUGUGGUCGAGCAUUCGGAGACACGGACCCAACAGGCACAUCAGACACAGGAAACCGGGCGAACCUCCGAUGGGAGAAGGUGUGGGUAAUCAUCUGAGUUCGAUGAUGCAACGAGAAUAUGGAGUAGGAACUUUGCCUCUAGCCCCGACGGUACCAAAUGGACAACCAAAGGAGCAAAUACCCCUUAGACCUUUAAUAUUCAAUGGUGAAUCAGAGAGGAUAUAUCAAGUUCUAGACAAUCAAAAGUCUAACUAUCCGGAGAUGUUAGGCCAAAUAGGUCUCGCAUUCGGUUGCGUUAAUUAUCUAACGACACCGAGCGAGGCAGCUCCAAUAAAAACAUCCCCAGCUGUGUCUAGACAAAAAAUCCAUCCAGAAGACUCGACGUCUUCCAGGGAGAAGUUACCGAUACCGAGGAAAGCGUCGCCGGAGGAUAAGACGCCGUCACCGAGUGCGUUCGAAGCUAUACAGCCGAAGAUAUCUCCGCAUCUCGCUAGCGAAUGCACGCCGACGACCGAGUCGAAAACGAUGACCUUAUAUGGCUACAACGCGGCAGCAAAGCUUCCGUUCGCGUUCUCCCACGCGAAGGCGGUGUGUCGUGGAGGGGAGAGGAGGAGUCUGCGAGCCAUCAAGCCGGUGGUGACAGGUCGGAUGGUGCGCAGUGCCUCGUCAGGGGCGGCGAGCUCGCAUGCGCCGCCCGCCCAGCUUUUAGCUCGACCGCACUCGCCAGGAGGCGAUAGCUCGGGCCGCGGCGUGGUGUCCCUGCCGGGCAGUCCGCGUGGCAUCAACUCCUCAGUCCCGGUAGUUGGGUCAGCAGAGAGCCUUGUUACUAGAGUUUUAGCUGAACAAGGUUUGGCGGCGUAUUGCGAUGCGGAGUUCGUAAGGAACACCUCACGGGAGAUGCAAGAGGCGCUCGAGAUGACGCAAGAGCAGAUGGACAGGGCGGCACAUCAACUAAUGAUUCAAGAAAGGAAUAUAAAGCAAGCCCAAAACCAGCCUCAAGUUGCUAACAUUUGGGCUGUUCCAGGGCGAUAUGCUAGCUCGCCACCCUUACCAGCCACCGACCAUGCCCCCACCCUUCAAGCCGUUAUAGCAGAGAGUGGCCGCGCCUCACAAGAUGGCGGACACGAUCAAAAUGGCAGGCAAGAUGGCGCCGCUCCGCGGAAUGGCGGCAAUGGCGCGAAACACCACAAGCAACACAAGAGGAAGAGAAAAAGGAAACCAGUAUUGGUAUAGUGUAAUGAAAUAUGUUUGAGAUGUGCUCAAAUGUUUUUUAUUUGUUGCUUAGGAUUAGGGGCAGAUGAUCUUUACCGCCGAUUUAUCAUCGCAAUAUAUGUAGUUAGAAUGAGGCAGCAAUAUAGAAUUCUGCUUUUAAUAAAUAUUUGUGUCUUUAUCGAUUGUACCGACUAAUUAACCAAGCUAGUAGAGUCAGACCAGGCUAAGUUGGCAGGGAUUUUGAUAGCCCAGCCUGUGCAAGGGCGUCAUAAUUUCAUAGAUGUUUGACGUUUAAAAUAACACUUGCACUGUGCGGGCUAUCAAAAUCGCUGCCAACUUAUCUUGGUCUGACUCUAAAUCCUUAUUGAAUUAUAGUUCCAUGUCAAAUGUCAAUGCGAAAUAUUGCUACUUGUCAAUUGCUCUCUGAUUGUAAGUCCCUUGGACUUAAAUUAAUUAAAAUUUCUAAGUGAAGGCUAACAUGUUUUACAUGGGCAAAAAAGUCCUUAUAAUAUACAGGACCAUACUUUAAAGUUUAAAGACAGUAACUUGUGUUCAGAAAGUGAAAAUAAUAACACACAAACUCACGUUCCUCCUCAUUGGUAUAGAUGGCACCACUUAGCGUAAAUUUUGUAUGGCUAAAGACCUCCGGUUAACAUCGAAACUGAGGUCAAAGUGUCUUACAAAAUAUGUAACAGAGAUCUUGCUAAUGUAAGCCACAACAAAAUUAAGAACCUUAAAUUCCAUAUUUAUUUGUCGCUGAUUAAGAUGUCGAUUAGCAUCUUUUCUUAGAUGCCUACCUUUGUUGGCUAUAGGUCUGCUAUGAAUUAAGCAUACUCGACUCCUAUUUUAUUUACUUCUGUGUACGGCAGAUGAAAAAGUGAGAUUAGUAGAUCUAAAGUAAUAUUUAGAAAGGGCCAAAUAAUAAUUUCAACUUGAAGAGAAUAAAUCUUGACGAGAAACAUAACAGUUGAUCAGGUGAGAGACAGGACUUAAAGCUAAAAUUAUAAAAAUACUUAUAUAGGGAUAGGUAAGCUAGGAAUCCUAACUCUACCAGAACAAGCCAUUUAACUUGAAAAAAGCUAGGUAAUCGACUUUGUAAAAUAAUUGUAAACUACAUACUUGAGACUUUGAUUACAUAUGAAGCAAUAGUGCAAAAAUUUACCGAUACAAAUUUUAAAUACAGUUUCCAGGGUAGUGUUUGUGACGCCAUCUCUCGGAUAAUGCCAUAAAAACUUGAAGAGUGGUUCAUAAUUUGAAAUACUCAUAAGUAAACUCUUAUGCCUAUCUCAAAAAAAAAUACAUAUAUAAAAAUAAAACUCCUCUUUACCAACCUUUAGAGCUCGCACAAAAGGUACUGGAAUAUUAUGGCAAGUCGAUUAGCUAUUUUAAGUAUUUUCAUACUCGUCGAUUGUAAUGGUUGAAUUAAGAUUUCGUAUACCAAACUAUAAUUGCGUUCUUUUCAUGUCCCGGUCAACUAUAAGAUUCAUUUCGAUACGCUGUAGUAAAAAAAAUACCAAUCGCUUGCCGCCGCGCUCCUAUAGAAAAUACUAAACGGCCCCGGGGCGGGAGUCGCGCGUUUAUGUCUACUGAGAUACUUGCCAAUUUUCAUUAAUUAUUUAGAUUUUAUAGUAAAGACAGUAUUAUUUUAGAUGAUUCUUAGAAAAGGUAUUCUAUACAAUAGUGAUAUAAUCAAGCGUUUCAAUCUCGUACCUUACUUAGCUCUUCAAGUGGCAUAUGUCGUUUGUGGGUUGUUGGAAUUUUGAUUUUAUUUCAAUUAAUCAAAUUUGAAAUUUAAAUGACAUAAUCGGUCGGGAGUCGACGGCCUGCCACUCCAAGGGUUAUGCAACUCAGCAAGCUUCGUUUUCUUAACAUGGCACUCGCUGAAAAGCUAUAUCACAAUUGUAUAAAAUACUAUUUAAGAAGUACGAAUUUCUUCCUACUUGCUACAGGUGAACGAAACAUAUAAAGCAGUAACGGGCAGUUGAGUUGGUCCUAUUGGCCCUUUGUUUAGGUUUAAAACGUAUUUAUUACAGAGAGAGAGAAAGAAUUAUCUCUAAAACAAUAUUUAGAGAUACUUUCAUUUACCUUAUGUAUAAAAAAAUGUAAUUUGUAAUUUUUGUAGAUGUGUAGUUUUACAGUUAUAUGAAAAAUGAUAUAGGCGUCAUAAAACAUUUUAAAUUAUUGCGAUUUUGCCGGUACACAUAUGUAUAUUAACAGAAAAAUAUUUCAGUAUCGUGGUAUAUAUUCCAUUAUUUCGAACUUUGAGUUUGGGUGCUCGGAAUAAAACCGCCAAGACGCACAAUUCGUCAACGUAAUCGUGAUGUUUGACCAUCAUUUGAUCCGUUAUUAUAUCAAGAGUACUUUAAUAUAAAAUAUGUUGUAAAUAUUUACAAAAAUAUUAGUGAGCAGGUCGCGCGUACUAUGAAUUACUUUACACUAAAGAGCAGGGGUGACUCUGUAACUUCUGAAGAGCCAGACCGAUUUUGAUCAACAUUUUGUGAGUAAGUCAGGAUAAUGAUCUAGGGCAUAGUAAGGGUUACUGGCAAUUAAAUAAAAAGCGCUGAAAGUCACUGCUAUCUGGUAAAAUUGAGUUUGAAAAUGUUCCUAUCCAUUUCCGGGCAUUUCCCAUUCUAUUAAAUCGCUAUAUGCUUUCUGAGGCCCAUUCCUCGAACGGUAUUAAUCUAAUAUUAUUAGUGUUAUUUGACAGGGGCCCAUUUCUCGAACAAUAUUAGAUUAAUAUUAGCAGUGUGUUGUCAUGGAAACCCAUACGAUUUGACAGUUUGUACACUAAUACCGUUCGAGAAAUGGGCCCCAGUUCGUGGACUAAUAAGACUCUAAUACCGUUCGAGAAAUGGGCUCCAGAUUACCUAUUCGUUUCUACCAAGAAAAAGAUCCCCAUCGCAUUGUAUGGACUUUUAUAAAUAAUGUCAAUGUAACAAUAUAGUAUUAAUAGCAUUUUAUAAAUAAAUAAAAUAAUUAGGUGUAACACUUUAUUAUUUCGACAGAUAUUUUAUAUACACUUAGGAUUACCUGUAAUAGCUAGAAUCUAAUGACCAGAUGUCGGACAGGUUAUUGCAAAAACAAAAUAGAAAAAUGUGUAAACUUUUGGUCACUUGUGGGUUGCGAUUAUGAAUAUAAUUUAGAAAUUUAUUAAAAAGCACUGUAAAUAACACGACUUUAAUACAUCUUUUUCUAUUUUCGAGUUACAACCAAGUAUUUUGCGAUGAUAUGUCCAAGCUAUUCUAAUGAUAACAUAAACUACCCUCUUUUAUUUAUUUCAAGUUUUUUUUAAUGACUUAAUUAUGACUAGGUGAUCGAGUUAUGUCUCAUAUGUCUGUAAUCCGAAAAAUAAAACCAUCUUCCAAAGGUCUCAGAUAUAUGUGUACGCGAAUUCCUAACUGUAUUUCCAUAAUAGUUUUACCCGUCUGACAAUACCUGAUUAGGAAAUCAUUGAACUGAUAAAAUGUCUAAAACUGUAGAAAAACACAAUUUUCCGUAGAGAUUUUAGAGUUAGGAAUUGGUUUAGCAAUGACUGACAUUUUAUAUUUGAAAAUAUUUCAGAACUUGACUUAAUCCUUUGCAAACUUAAAUCCAUUCUCCUACGCAGAAAUUGUUCGUAUUUUCAAGGCUUAACCUUAGUCUAGCCGAUCAUUUUAAUGGACCAACUCACAUCCAUACAAUUCACGAAUAACCUUUACAUUUGACUACUACCUGAAGUUUCAUAGUUGUCACAAAAAGAUGGCGCUGCACACAAUUCUCUCCAUUGAUAAACGGGAAAUCAAAGUGCAGUUUUUAUGGUGAUCGCCAUUAGUUUAUUAUCGCCAUGAGCUUACAAAUGAAGUUGCAAAUAAAAUUUAGAUCCCGUUUUACCAACAUACAUUAGUUUUAAAUCAAAAUUGUACAAUUUUGAAAUCUUUUUCGGUAACUAAAACCUCAAUGCCUCCUUCACUACGUGAACUCAAAAUAUACUAAAUGAUGUUCAAAGUUGAUGUACAGACAGUGUGUGUGUGUGUGUGAUUUUGAGUAAAAUAUUUGACCAACAAAACAAAAACAAGUAGGUACUAUUAUUUAUUUGACUAUGAAAAUAAAUACAGUUGGUAGAUACAAUAAUUUACACUACAACAUUACAUACUUUAAAGAAAUUAUAACAGAUUUUUUAGAAGCUAGGAAGAAACGUCGACAUUCGACAAAAAUACAUAAAAAUAAGUCAAAACUACAACAAUGGAAACUUAUUAAUAUAGGUAUGAACCACGUAAUUUUGUUUUAUUUACUGUGUCAAAUUUUAUAUAUUCGCUUAGUAAGGACCCCUAGGAAGUGCCCUUUUAAGUAAUCGAUUAAAUGACGUAGUUUAGCUGUCAUCUCUUCAAAUGAACAUUCCAUAGAUAUAAGAAUAUAACAUUAUAAUAAAUAAACCGACGUAUUAGUUAUGCCCAAGGAGACAAGAUAACAGGAAACUACUUCCGAUAUUUUUUAAAUAGUUGUACUCAACCAGUCCACAGAUGGCGCAAGUAAUAGAGAUACAUUCUAUUGGAACUAUUCAAGUUUGAAGCCAUCUAGUACAUUGUUAUUGGAACUAUUCAAGUUUCUUUAUUCUUACCUACUAUGGAAUGAAAUCGCGCAAUUCUAUGCUUCCCUAUCUUUAUAAUUAUAAGUGCCAACUGCCAUUUUCUGGUUCUGAGAAAUCUAUUAUACUGAUGCAUUUAAAAAAUCUACAGUACUUCUAUUUUGUUGCUAACUUUCACAUUAAUUGAUUAUAGUUAUUUCCUUUUAGUUAAUCUAGAGUUAGUAAUAGAUGAAUAUUUAAGUUUUUUUUAUAUUAUCUGGGUGAAUUGGUACAGUUAAGGGGCUGUAAUGGUCUUAAGUUAAUUGAUUCCAUUGUGUUACGACAAUUAAACAGUUUAUAUUUAUGUUACACGCAUGGAAGUGUGUUGGCGUAUGCUAUAAACUCAUAUGUGUAUAAAUUAUGUACAAUGAAUACAAUACAUAUUACAUGGUUAAUUUUCGUAACACAAUAGUAUCAAUUAACUUAAGACUAGUUACAGCUCAUUAACUACCAAUUAUUUUUAUUUUUAUUGGAGUUUGUGGGCCUUUGAGUGCCACGUCGACCAGGCAGUAAUUUAUUGUGACAGCUCUUAAAAGUUAAUUACUAAUGAAUCCAGGAAAUUCCAGAUUCUUUGGGCCGUAAUGUUCUGUACCCCAUAGGGUUGCAAAUACGUGCCGCCCCAUGUGGGUACUUCUUUUUACCAUUAGUGGUCCACGGGACUACUAUAUUUAACUACGUUUUUUUUGCAAGUCACCCAUUUGCCUUCUUUAAAAAUGGUGCCCAUUUAUUACUCUUGAUAUUUAACUAUUCUUUGUGAUUUACUUGUAUGUAUAUCCUAAAUGUUUUGUUAGUCCUUGUUGUGUAUAUUCGUCUGUUUAUUCUAUGCUAUCAAAGUUUAUUAGAGAUGUAAAAAUAUUAAAUAUUUUUAUUAGUUAAGAAUAGUUUCGAUUUGAAUACAUCGUUGUGACAUACUUAUGCUAUGUCCAAGUUGGAGUGAAAUAAUACAAAAAAAUGUAUGACACAACUUUUGUCUUUCAUGUCUUAAAUAAUUUUGUAUUUUUGUAUUUGUAUUUUGUCUUGUAUCAGAUAAAAUCAAAUACAUAGUACAUACUAUAUACACCACUCUUUCCUUUGGUGGUUAAAAAAUACCAGUAACUUGAUCUUGGAAGGUCUCUUAGAUAUAAUCUAAGAUAUCAUAUUAUGAUGAGCCUUUGCCAUUCAUCUGUCUCUGGCUUUCCACAACCGUCACCAAUAAUUUGCAGCAUUUCAUUGUGUUUACUUGUAGUAAAUACAUUUAUUGUUAAACUGGAUUGGAUAAAUAGAUUUUUAUAUGAGUUGGUCAUACAUUCUUUCAGUCAACUCCUGCAUUUUUGAUCCCAAGAAAAGUAAAAAAAACCUUGAUUAUUUAUGCUUUCAAACAGGAACUUAAGCCACUUUUUGCGAAAAGUAUACAAAAAUAUGUAAAUAAUGUACAAAAUUGAAAUUUCAGAAUUUAAACAAUUUGUCUUUUUUUUUAAAGUACAUUUUUAUAUCCUAGUACAGAUUGGCUAAUACAUCUGAUUGUACAUAAUUGUUGUAAAUACAAAAUGUAAGUGAAAGAUAUAUUUAUUCCGUCAGUCAUAUUAAUAUUUAAACAUUAUUAUAUUUAUUGUUUAAAAUGAACAUUGUAAAAUUGUUUUCAUUUAAUAAAAAAAUGAAUGCUA